This is a messenger RNA of Vicia faba (fava bean), 555 nucleotides long. Lineage: Eukaryota; Viridiplantae; Streptophyta; Magnoliopsida; Fabales; Fabaceae. The record is from the annotation of a GenBank genome assembly.
AUGAAGGCUUUAGAGGGGGACCCCACUGCUCCAUCAUACUUGAAGGAUGUCUUGAAUGCUGUCGACUUGUUAGCUGUAGCCCCAGAAGUUUCAGGCUUGAUCAUGGAGUUACAUUCUAUGAUUGAUCAAGUCUCAGCAGAUUAUAGGCGCCAAAGGGGGUUUAACAGUCAGCUUGAGGUGUUGUAUGGCAAAAGCUCCUCUGCGUGGACUGCUGUCUCGGAUACGACUUCUCGAAUUGCGGAGUUGUCGAAGCAAAAAGCAUCUACGCAGGAAGAAGUCGAUGCCAUCGAUCGAGAGAAUGCUUCCUUCCGGGCACAAAUCGAAGAAAUAGAGGCGAAGAUAAAUGCCAACACUAUACGCAAGGAGGAACUUCUUUCGACCAUCUCAGACACCGAGAGCCAGACUGAAAUCAAACAAGGCCUGGAAUUCGCUGAGAAGGCCCAAGGCUUCGACGCUCAGAUUGCCAAACUAGUGCAGGAGAACGCCUGGUGCAAGAAAAGGUUGGAGCUGCAGCAAGCCAAGUACCUUCGACUCAAGGACUCUAUUCCCUUUUGA